Messenger RNA from Chelmon rostratus (copperband butterflyfish), 2825 nucleotides. It is a transcript of the gene slc7a6, whose product is annotated as solute carrier family 7 member 6. Lineage: Eukaryota; Metazoa; Chordata; Actinopteri; Chaetodontiformes; Chaetodontidae. Gene Ontology annotation, cellular component: membrane. The record is from RefSeq and is a predicted model, not a curated record. Gene Ontology annotation, molecular function: L-amino acid transmembrane transporter activity. Gene Ontology annotation, biological process: amino acid transmembrane transport. Bases 177 to 1667 code for a protein of 496 amino acids. The transcript has 10 exons.
UUUACGGCGGCUGAUGCUUAUGUGAAAGGGCACCGUGUUGGCUGGCUGUCAAAACCACUGGACAGGCGGCAAAGCAGCACAGGUGGUUUCAGAGGUUGCCGGAAAAGGGACAAGGGCCUGUAGCGUCCACAGCUGGUCCUCGGCUCCCGCUGGUUCAGCCCCGAGACGACGGCACCAUGGCCGACCAUGAGGAAUCCAAGAAGAUGAACGGCAGUACUGCCGGUCACUCCUCCCAUCCUCUGGAGCCGCCCAAAGAGAGCAUGCAGCUUAAGAAGGAGAUCUCGCUGCUCAAUGGAGUCAGCCUGAUCGUAGGAAACAUGAUCGGCUCCGGCAUCUUCGUCUCCCCCAAGGGUGUGCUAAUCUACAGCGCCUCUUACGGGCUGUCGCUAGUCAUCUGGGCCAUCGGGGGCCUGUUCUCUGUGGUGGGGGCCCUCUGCUACGCUGAGCUGGGCACCACCAUCACCAAGUCAGGGGCAUCUUAUGCAUACAUCCUGGAGUCAUUCGGUGGCUUCAUUGCAUUCAUUCGUCUUUGGACAUCUUUGCUGAUCAUUGAGCCCACCAGUCAGGCGGUCAUUGCCAUUACGUUUGCAAACUACCUGGUGCAGCCACUCUUUCCAACAUGUGAACCACCAUAUGCAGCAGCCAGGCUCAUCGCUGCAGCGUGCAUAUGCUUACUGACUUUCAUCAACUCUGCCUACGUGAAGUGGGGCACCCGGGUGCAGGACAUCUUCACCUACGCCAAGGUGGCAGCCCUCAUCGUCAUCAUCAUCACUGGCAUCGUCAAGCUGUGCCAGGGUUACACAACCAACUUGGAAUCAUCCUUUCAGGGAUCGUCUACAGACCCUGGUGAUAUUGCGCUGGCGCUCUACUCUGCCCUCUUCUCCUAUUCUGGCUGGGACACCCUCAACUUUGUUACUGAGGAGAUCAAAAACCCCGAGAGGAACCUGCCCCUGGCCAUCGCCAUCUCUAUGCCCAUCGUCACCAUCAUCUACAUCCUCACCAAUGUGGCCUACUACACUGUUCUGGAUGUUAGUGCUAUACUGGCCAGUGACGCAGUGGCAGUGACAUUUGCAGAUCACACUCUUGGUGUGAUGAGCUGGACCAUCCCCAUUGCUGUGGCUCUGUCCUGCUACGGAGGCCUCAACGCCUCCAUUAUAGCUGCGUCCAGGUUGUUCUUUGUGGGCUCUCGUGAGGGUCACCUUCCAGACGCUCUGUCCAUGAUCCACAUACAGAGAUUCACUCCGAUCCCUGCCCUGAUCUUCAAUUGUGUCAUGUCACUGAUCUACCUGACAGUGGAGGACGUCUUCCAGCUCAUCAACUACUACAGCUUUAGCUACUGGUUCUUCAUGGGUCUGUCCAUCGCCGGGCAGAUCUACCUCCGCUGGAAGGAGCCUGACAGACCCAGACCUCUCAAGUUUACGUUGUUGUACCCGGUGGUGUUCUGUCUGUGUGCUGUUUUCCUGGUGGCAGUUCCUCUCUACAGUGACACCGUCAACUCUCUGAUUGGCAUUGCCAUUGCCCUGUCAGGGGUUCCCGUCUACUUCCUGGGUGUCUAUCUGCCAGAGUCCAAACGACCGCCAGUGAUCACAAAGCUGCUGCGUUCUCUGACUCACUUCACCCAGUACACCUGCUACUGUGUACUGACAGAGAUGGACAAAAGUGAAUAGCAUUCAAUGCACUUCAAAACCUUCCCCAGCAGAUUCUGCAUCCUCACAGCUGAGAGCCACCAGGGGACAAGGCAAGGGAUUCUUCUGUGGAAAAAAACAUUUCUGACUCUUUUAUUAUACCGUACACUAUGCUGGAGCGCUCAGACUUCACUGACUUGUUUACGACACUGAAAAUGCUGCCACAUGAUGCACAAGUUCACUUGUUUGAUUAUCCUGGAAUUCAAGGACAUUCAAGGACUUCAACCCGUAAGGACAGAGAGUACUGUUAUACACUCCAUAGUGUGGAUAUUGUUACAGUUUUCUUCAUCACACCAUUUAAUGACCUCUAUUAUAAAGCUGUUAAACUUGUUAGUUCUAUAGGUAAUUGUUAUAGAUGCCUUUAGUAUGUGCCUGUGAGAUUUUACAGGUGCUGCACAUGACCACAGGGACUGAUGAUGAUGAUGAGCGGGUAAAAUGUUUUUAUAUGGAUUUAACCCAUUUGAACUGAAAGAUAUCUUGUGCAGUAUGUGUGAGUGUACUUAAUCCCGCCUGAGAAUUAAAGUAGCAUAAAUUGUCUGUCAUGUUCAACCCCCGAAUGUAAAAAGGGAAGAUUUUUUUUGUCUGCUGCUAUGUGAAGAUAUGGAGAUACCAUCCUAAUGGCAGUGCCUUUACAUACUUCUGGUGCAAUUGUUUUGGGUUUUAUUUCUUUUGCAUUUUAACUUGCUGUUGCUAUAUGUUGAAACAGAACAUUGGCUUUUUUGCAUGGCGUGUUUUUAAUGAUGUUAAACGUUUCAAGCAUUUUGGCUUGGACUGUCUUGCAUUGAGGGAAUCUGUACCAUUUCUCUUCUUUAUGUUUGCUUUACACUGUGUAGCACUAAAUCAGUUUACUAUAAUCCUUUACAGUGUUCAACAUGCUAUAUUCAAGAGGUCAACAGAUGUUCACUUAGGUCAAAAAUAAUUUAGGGAUCCACUGUAGUGCUCCGUCUUUAUAUCAAGUUGUGUAAUAUUUGCACACUCUCCUCUAAAUGGUCUCAAGUAAACUGCUUAAAAAAUACUGCAUCUCAGAAUCUAUUUGUUAAGUAUCUCAAAAUCACUGGCUUUAACUGGAAAGACCGUCUAAUUCAAGAGGUUUUGAAGGUUGUUCAUUGAGCCACAUACACACACUUAGCAAGAGGUUGU